This is a messenger RNA of Penicillium expansum, 954 nucleotides long. Its product is annotated as CAP domain-containing protein. The record is from RefSeq and is a predicted model, not a curated record. Lineage: Eukaryota; Fungi; Ascomycota; Eurotiomycetes; Eurotiales; Aspergillaceae. The transcript is spliced from 2 exons. The coding region runs from base 1 to 954 and encodes 317 amino acids. Gene Ontology annotation, cellular component: extracellular region.
AUGCGUUCUGCUGUCAUCUUUGCCGCCUUGGCGGUCGGUACUUGUGCCAGGGUUAUUGAGAAGGAAGUUUAUGUGACCGAGUGGACUACCACCACCGUCACCGAGACUGUGACCCAGUGGCCCACCAACACCCCCAGCGCCGCUGUUUCGGUCAAGCAGGACCACACCAAGCCCACCACUGCUGCUGCCCUUCCCACGGUCGAGGUUUCUAAGAAGAUCCCCGCUGAGGUCGAGUCCGCCCCUGCUGCGGUUUCUACUACCGCUGCCGCUCCCACUACCGCUGCCGCCGUGGUUGAGUCUGCUGAACCCAGUAGCGCGACCACAUUUUCCACCUCCUCAUCUUCGACCACUGAGGUCGAAAUCAAGGCCGUGACCACCUCUGUCGCCCCCGCGGUUACCUCCGUCGCUACCUCUUCGGCAACUUCGACCACCGCCGCUGCCACUGCUGCUGCCACUGCUGCUGCCACCGCUGGCAGCUCCUACCAGGAGACUAUCCUGUACUACCACAACAUUCACCGUAGCGAGCACUCUGCGAGCGGCUUGACCUGGUCUGAGGACCUCGCGGGAGCUGCCCAGACCCUCGCCGCGCGUUGCACGUACGCUCACGACACCUCCAUCACGUCCGCUAGUGGAGACUACGGUCAGAACAUCGCAUACGGUGUCGAGGCAGCCCUGGUCGGCGAGCAGGUCAUCGGCGAGAUGAUGUACACCGAUGAGGCGCCCUACUUCGCCAACCUCUACGGCGAGGCCAACCCUGAUAUGUCCAACUUCGAAAAAUGGGGCCACUUCACUCAGAUUGUCUGGAAGGCCACCACGGAAGUCGGUUGUGCCACUGUUAGCUGCUCUGACUUGGGCAAUGUUGGUGGCCCCGCCCCCUUCACUGUCUGUAACUAUGGCACCCCCGGUAACUACGCCGGCGAGUAUGCCGACAACGUCUUGAAGCCCAGCUCAUAA